GAGGAGGCGGUGGGGAAGCUGAGGGCGAGUGUGGAGGAGCAGCAGGCAGCGGCGGAGGCGAAGCGGGGGGAGAUUGGCACGGCGCUCGUGGCAGGGCUGAGCGCGGGCGAGCAGGCCGAGGUGGAGGCGCUGGUGCCGGAGAUUGACAGCGUUAAGCAGCAGCUGCUGGCGUGCAAGCGCACCCGCCUGGAGGUGGAGAGUCGCAUGAGCCAGCUGGAAACUGCUUUAACAGAGAACUUGCUGAGGCGGCAGGACGAGGUGCAGGCGGAGGUGGACGUGGUGUAUGUGGCGUCCCGGCGCAGCGAGCUGGAGGGGCGCCGGGCAGAGGCGGCUGCUGCUGAUAAUGUGCUGCAGGAGCUGGUGCAGGAGCACAAGCGUGUGGGGAGCCGUAUGGAGCAGCUAAUGAAAGAGAUCAGGGAGCUGAAAGCGAACAAGGACAAGCUCAAGCAACAAGAGGAGGAGUGGGAGCGGGCAGUGCAGGACGAGGGCAAGGCGUUGGAGCAGCUGCUGAACCAGCGCAGCGUGUGGCAGCACAAGCGUGACGAGGCGAGCAAGAAGAUCAGGGACCUCGGCUCGCUGCCUGCUGAUGCCUUUGACAAGUACCAGAAGCAGAGUAUGCGCGAGCUGCACCGGCUGCUGCACCGGUGCAACGAGGAGGUGCAGGGCUUUGGACACGUGAACCGCAAGGCGCUGGACCAGUACGUGAACUUCACGGAACAGCGCGAGGAGAUGCACCGCCGGCAGCUGGAGCUGGAUAGGAGCGAUGAGAAGAUCAAGGAGCUGAUUGGGGUGUUGGAUCAGCGCAAGGACGAGGCCUUAGAGCGCACCUUCAAGCAGGUGGCGCGUAACUUCCGAGAGACCUUCGCGCAGCUCGUGCGCAGCGGGCACGGGUCCCUGGUGAUGGUGCGCAAGAGGAAGGAGGACGAGGCGGUGGAUGAGGAUGAGGACGAUGAGGAGGGCGGUGGCGGGGGAAGGGAUGGCGAAGCGGACAGCCGGCUGGAUAAAUACGCGGGAGUCAGGGUCAAGGUCUCAUUCACAGGGCAGGGAGAGACGCAGGCGAUGCGGCAGCUGUCGGGAGGGCAGAAGACCGUGGUGGCCCUCGCACUCAUCUUCGCCAUCCAGCAGUGCGACCCCGCUCCAUUCUAUCUGUUUGAUGAGAUAGACGCAGCUCUGGACCCCCAGUACCGGGCUGCUGUGGGAAGCAUGAUCCGCAAGCAAGCAGACGAGUCGGGCACGCAGUUUGUGAUCACGACGUUCCGCCCGGAGCUGGUGAAGGUGGCGGACCGCGUGUACGGGGUGUUCCAUAAGAACCGUGACGCCAUCCUCGCAUUCGAGCGCAACUUCCCAGUCCCUUCCCUUCACCGCCCCCCGUCCUCCUCGUCCGUCCUCAUUCGUGUGGCAGCAGCCAGUCUAAACUUCGCGGACGCCCUGCAAAUUAUGGGGCAGUACCAGGAACGACCCCCGGUGCCGUUUGUCCCAGGCGCAGAGGUGGCGGGGGUGGUGGAGGAGGUGGGGGAAGGCGUGGGAGGGUUUAAGAGAGGGGACAGGGUUUGCGCCGUGGUGGAAGGAGGGGGGUUUGCGGAUUUGGCAGUGGCAGAUGAAGGCUCGUGUGGCUUCCUUCCUCUCCCACUUUCCACCUACCUAACUCCCUCCCUCCCUCCCUCCCUCCCUCCCUCCCUCCCUCCCUCGCUCCCUCCCUCGCUCCCUCCCUCGCUCCCUCCCUCCCUCCCUCCCUCCCUCCCUCCCUCCCUCCCUCCCUCCCUCCCUCCCUCCCUCCCUCCCUCCCUCCCUCCCUACCUCCCUCCCUCCCUCCCUCCCUCCCUCCCUCCCUCCCUCCCCCCUUCCCCCCCUCCCUCCCUCCCUCCCCCCCUCCCCCCCUCCCCCCAUGCCUUCCCACGCCCUCCUUCCCUGCCUUUUUUGCCUCUCCUCCAACCUUUUUGUCUCUUUCUCCUUGCUUUCCCCUUCUCCUUCCCGCCCAGUUUCCACACAUAUCCUUACCGCAGUGCCCUUCCCAGCAGCAACAGCGCUCCCAGCCUUUCCCAUCUGGCGCUCACGCAGCGGGCACGCGUGGGGAGGGGACACGUGGUGCUAGUGCUGGGAGCGGGGGGCGGAACUAGUCCCCCCUUCCCCACCUCAUGUCCCUCCCGCACCUCGUGUCUUCUCUCUUUUGCCUUCCGCCCCUUCUCCCCCUUUCCUUCCAGUUUCCACAUCCCUCCCACAGUGCCAUUCCCAGCAGCAGCAGCGCUGCCAGUGGCGUUCGGCACGGCCCAUCUGGCGCUCACGCAGCGAGCGCACGUGGGGAGGGAGCACGUGGUGCUGGUGCUGGGAGCGGGGGGCGGCGUGGGCGUGGCAGCAGUGCAGAUAUGCAAGCUUCUAGGGGCCACUGUCAUUGCUGUUGCCAGGUGA
Closterium sp. Naga37s-1 is the source of this 2406-nucleotide messenger RNA. NCBI's taxonomy places the organism in Eukaryota, Viridiplantae, Streptophyta, Zygnematophyceae, Desmidiales, Closteriaceae. The record is from the annotation of a GenBank genome assembly.